AUGGAUGCAAACAUGUCACCUGCACCAACAACGUUCUUAUUCAACGAUCGUCAGCAAUUCGAAGCAAAACGUGAACGUGAACGAUUACGAGAUUCUUUACCAUCAACUCUGACUUCACCUCCCGUGCCUGAUCCAUGGAAUCCCACUCCCAUAGAUUUUUCCAUGAAGAAUUUCCAUCCAAAUCGAAAGAGAAUUAUUCGCGCGCCGUCUCUCGAUGACAUUUCACCAAGAAUCAAACGCUCGAGACAUGUGGUCGUUCACAAUCCAGAUGUGAUGAAACCGUUUGCAGUUCAAUAUCGAUCGUCAGUGACAAAUAAAUAUUCUAAACCUGAAAAGGACACUUUUACACUCGAUCAGCGAAUCAAAUACGCCAAAGUCACACGAAUGUUAAACACCGAACCUUAUAAAAAUCCAGUACCGCAUGAUUUCCGACAAUACUCAGAUAUUCGAGAUUUAGACAUUCCGGACUUCGAUACAAAAUUUGAUCACGAUCCAGGCAAUAUGCGAUUUCUCACGGCACAUUUAAACACGUUAUGGCUCAAAGAACGCGAAAAUGAACGUAUACCUGAGGUAAAGAACUUCAUGACGGAAAUGUAUCGAGUAUUACCUGCUAAACCACAAUGGGAAUCGAGAUUGGUUCUUCCCAAAGUGACCUACCCGAAUAAAUAUGCUGCAUUCAGUCGUUUCCGGCAUCCAACACGUACAGUAGAAAGUGCUUAUUGGGAACGAGUUGAAGAACGUUUCGAUGGGCAGCGAAAAAACGUUUACACAUGA
Adineta ricciae is the source of this 774-nucleotide messenger RNA. The record is from the annotation of a GenBank genome assembly. NCBI's taxonomy places the organism in Eukaryota, Metazoa, Rotifera, Eurotatoria, Adinetida, Adinetidae.